Molecule: messenger RNA, 2811 nt
Organism: Symbiodinium pilosum
Lineage: Eukaryota; Dinophyceae; Suessiales; Symbiodiniaceae
Source: the annotation of a GenBank genome assembly
AUGAAGUUGAAGGAGCAGCCCGCCAUCAGUACCUCCAGCAACAUCAGCUAUAAAGGCUGCAUCAAAGACAAUGCGGAUGUUUGCUGGGUAUCUUUUCCUGGCGCUUAUGCCUCCGGCUGGGAUGCACUGGUGGGACAGCGCAACGCGGAUUCGGUUGCCUGUGUCUUUCUGGCGACCCCUGAAGAUGGCUUGGGGAGGCAUACGCAGGAUCCAAAGAAUCCGGACAAGUGCUACUGCUCGCGUAUCUAUGGUCAAAGGGAUUACAGGACUUUUGGCUACAUCCGUGAGGUCCGUCCAGAAUAUUCGCAAAAAAGAAUCCAAGACGAGGAGAGAAUUGCUGCUUGGACAAAUGCUGUAGUUCUCCGCACAGACGCAACUGUGGAGAAGAAGCAGGAUAUUGAGAACCAGGCAAAGACGCGCUGGGAAAGCAGCGGAUGUGUGGCAGCUUGGGGCUGCGAGUGGUUCAGCAAGUGGUUCCAGAAGGUCAAAGAAGCUGUCGAUAGGGGACAGCAGCUGAAGGCAGUUUUCUUCCCAGGCCAAGUUGGGGAAGGCAUCCCCAGCAUGGAGCAACUCUGCGAUCGUGACUUUGACCCAUGGAAUGGUGUGGGAUGUGGAGGCUCGCAAAAGGCUGAGCUGGCCACGCUUCGACAGCAGGGCUGGAGCUUCGAGGGCGUGGAUGUUACACAGUUCCUUCGCGAUUCUUUCCAGCCGGAAGACAUGGUCGACGCCUUGUGCGAGGGCAGCUGGAAGCGGUGCCGCUUGGUGAGGCAGCUACCGCAUGGAGUGCCGGACCUUCCACUUUGGACGCGAUGCAGUGGUGCCCUCGACCGAUGCUUGAAGAGAUGCCAGCUACCAUCCUGCUUGAAGAUUUUGCGCUGCGAGGAAUCCAGGCUCAAGGACGGUACUCCCUCUUUGAGCAUCAGGAUGCAGCUGCAAGACUUGCACGGCUUGCAGACACUCAAAGAUUGGGUUCUCAGUGGGUCUCUGGAUCGUGAAGUCAACCGGGCACUUUUGCAGUUGGAGCAAUUGUUGCCAGACGGGGAUGCCGAACGCACCAACAUGGAUCGUCAGGAUAUGGCGGACUUGCAAGUGCAAGCCGACAGCAGUCACUUCUUCCAACAUUACGCAGACAGCCUCCUCGGAUUUAGGAAGCUGACGCCUCACCAACAAGCGAGCCUUGAAGCCAUGGAGGGUCAGCGCAGGAUUCACUUGUCCGCUCCAGCAGGAGCGGGCAAGACUUUUGUGGCUGUUCAACGUGUACUUGAGACACUCAGGAAGGACCCAUCAGUCAUUGUGCUGUAUGCUGCGCCUUAUGUCGCCCUGAGCCAUUACUUCCUUAGGUGGCUUGCCAUAGGGUUCACGGCAAACCUUGUUCCCGGUGGGUGCACGACUGCAAUGUCAGCAGUCGGUCAUCUGAUGUCACGAUUGUGGCUGCUGCAUAGCCCAUAUGUGUCGUUCGACUUGCCAUAUGUUGAUGAUGAAGGGCGAAUACUUUGCAAAUCGGCGUUAACCAGCGUGCCGACAUUUGAGCUUGCAGUCUUUGACGAAGCUCACAGCAUCUUCCUGCAGGGCGUGGGCAGCACUAUCUUGGAUUCGGCAGUCAGUCGUGCACAUUCUGUGAUUCUCCUUUCCGAUGAAUCGCAGUCAUCGGCCCUGCAGCAACGCUAUCCACAGAUGGACACAGUCAAGCUGACUGAAGUGGUCAGGUGCACGCAGCGUGUAGUGGCAGGAGCUGCAGCCUUUCAAAUGAGGUCACAGUUCGAGGCUAAGAUCAGCACCUUCACUGCCAUGGAGGGCCCGCCCCUGAAGACCUUUAUCUUCCAAGCUGCAUGCAGGGACGAGAUCUAUCAGGAGUACUCCCUGCAUGUGAUAGAGGCUUUGUGGCAUGUGGUCCAGAGGCUUCCUGGUAUCAGCUUUCACAGGCGGGUUGCUCUCCUCGUGCCCGAUGGAAAGUUCCUGGAAGGAUUGAAGAAGCCGCUCAGAGAACGCUUGACCCGCGACUUUCCUUUUCGGCGCUUCUGCUUGCAAUCCUUCCAAGAGGCAUUAUGCCACCUUCCAGAUCACUUCAACUGUGCUAGGAUGCGCCAUAGCGAACAAAUCAACGAACACAUCAUCCUGGAUUCUGUGGAGCAUUCACGUGGGUUGGAGCAACCUAUUGUUAUUUGCAUUGGGCUUGAUGACUGUAUAACUGACACAAUUGGUGAUGUGGAAACUCGAUCACGACUGUACACUGCCAUCUCGAGGGCACAGUACAUGGCCAUUGUAGUCAAUGAGUAUGUCAAGGGAGGAAUGCUCGAAUUUUUGGGCACGUUUUCGUACAAGUCUGGCAGUCUAUCUGCCUCGGAGCAGCACGCUGAGAAUUUCCAGGGUGCUGCGUCUGGCCUGCAGCGUAGGGUGACUCGCCAUUACGCCAUUCCUGACUUGCGCACGUCGAUGCUGUCAACCACUGACACAUCUCACAAGGAUGAGAACGAGGAGGAUACGGAGGAUGAAGAGGAUGAGCAGGACGAAGAUGCUGGGCAGAGUGACAUGGCGGAUGUGGAUGCUGACUUGGAAUCGCAGAAGCAAGCUGAACCUGAGAUUUGCGGAGAAGAGGGCUGGGAUUCCAGCACGAUAGCUAAUCGUCAGAAGCGAGCUAGUACGUCUGGCACAGUUUCCAGCUUCGGGUCUGGUCGGACUCGAAGUAGUCGAAGUAGCAGCAUUUGGGAAAAUACAAACGUUGACAUGCUACCCAACGUUGAUCCCCUGUACGACCCAAUGGCGGCCCGGCCCUCAGUUGUCAAAGCGCAAGGAAGGCUGCAAACCACAUAA